This is a messenger RNA of Cladocopium goreaui, 1584 nucleotides long. The record is from the annotation of a GenBank genome assembly. Lineage: Eukaryota; Dinophyceae; Suessiales; Symbiodiniaceae.
ACCACUUCAGCGCUAUGGAGUUAGCUGUCCAGCGCUAUGUCGCUAGAGGAACGACCACACCUCUCUGUGGCAAUUUGUGGGCAUGUGGGUUCUGGCAAAAGCACCAUUGGGGCACAGCUGCUGAAUUCCUUAAGGCCUCCAGUGCGACGUGGUCUCCUUACCCCACCGCGACGUGUUGAGGGAGCCGCAGAUGUUCAGAUCUUCCUGGACACCCGGCCGGAGGAGCGAGAGAUGGGCCGUACCGUGAUUUGUAAGAUGAAGGAAUUCGUCACAGAGCACUGGAGAUACACGCUCAUAGACGUCCCAGGGCACCAACGCUACAUCACCAACAUGAUCGCUGGAGCGUCUCUGGCAGAUGCAGCCUUGCUGUUGGUUCCCGCAGAUGACACAUUCGCUUGGUCCCUGUGCAGCGCGGGAGGAGGCGUACCUGAAGGCGGCUCUCGUCAACACGCGCGGGUGCUUCAUACCUUUGGGGUGACACAGCUUUGCAUCGUCGUGACCAAGCUGGAUGGGCUGGCCCCUGCUGAGCAGCCUGCACGCUUCAGGGAGGUCGUUCAAGAGACCAAGCGAAGCCUCCGGAAGAGUGGCUGGAAGAGCGACUUUUUGGAGCAGAAUGUUGCCUUUGUCCCGGAAGCAGGUCAUAGAAAUUUCAACAUCACCUCGAGAUCGGACUACUUCCCGUGGUGGACGGGACAGGAUGUUCAACUUCCAGAAGCUCGUGGCAGUGCGCUUGUCCACAUUCACUGCCUCUACGACGUGCUGGAUGCAAUUUUUGCCCCACCUAUGCGUUGUAUCAAUGCGCCUCUUCUGAUGACGGUGCUGCAUGUGGUGCCAGUCUACAGGUGCUUGGUGGGUCGUGUGGAGCAAGGCACUUUGCGGCAUUGGAAGGUAAAGGACGAGCGGACAGUGGUUCUGCCAAGGCAGCCCUAUUCCACAAAAAGUGCUCGAGUGGGGAGCAUACACAUCUACGGCCAGUGGAUGGAUGAAGCAAAUGCUGGCGAUAUUCUGAGCCUGGACGGUAUUUUUGGUUAUCCGGCGCCCCAACGAGGGCAAGCCUUGAUGUUGUUGGAAGAAGAGGAGCGCUAUGGAGAACUUCGCUCCUUUGAGGCACAGGUGGUGCUGCUGUUUAGUCCAUCAGAUAUGAAACUUGGGCACGUAGCCUUGGCGUGCGUGUGCACCGGCCGUGCUCCCGUGCGACUUCUGGACAUCAAGUGGAAAAUCAGCAAAGAAACUGGCGGCCGAAAGGUGGAAGGUCCACAAAAGCUCAGACCAAACGACAUGGCGCUGUGUACCUUUCAACCGCUGAAACCUUUCUUAUGUGAUAGCUUUGGUUCCUGCAGCAAGUUGGCGCGGAUUCUCUUCGUGGAGCACCACCAGGUCAUGAUGUUGGGAAAGGUGGUGUGCUGCCACCGCAAGGAGGACAAUGACAAAGGCGGCAAGAAGAAGUGAAGUUGUAAAGGGCCAGCGUUUGAGAUUUUAGGUCGGGAUAGGGGCAGAUCUCCUAAAAAUCCUCGUUGGAUGGUUGACCGUUCCGAGUUUGGAGGCUCGUUCUCCUACCAGGCUGCUCCAUUUUUGGUGUUUGCC